Messenger RNA from Paramecium pentaurelia, 406 nucleotides. NCBI's taxonomy places the organism in Eukaryota, Ciliophora, Oligohymenophorea, Peniculida, Parameciidae. The record is from the annotation of a GenBank genome assembly.
GAUGCACCAGCAACAUACAACCACAUAGUAACAUGAAGAAUAUAUGAUUUAAAAAUUGCAAUAAAUGGAGAAACAUAUAUAUCAAUUAGAAUCUUAACUUGGUGUAGCAAAUCAAGAGAUCUCAAAUCUUAAAUAAUAAAAAACAUAAUUAUAACAAUAGUUAAAUGAUAUAUAAAUUAAUUCAGUUGGACAAGAGUUUACUGAAGCUAUUGUAAAUUAUAUUAAAUAAUUUAAGAGUAAAUCAUCAGUGGAUAGAGUUUUAUAAAGAAAAGAUAAAAGUGUAAAUAAGGUAAAGAAGCAACCUGGAGCAUUAAAAUUAGAUCUUCUUAAUUAGAUAUUUACUGAAUAUCCAAACUUAGUUAGACCAAUUAUACAUAUAAAGUUAACAGAUGAGGACUUUAAUUGA